ACAAAGUAUCAUAAAUCUGAUCUCCUUUAUUUUAAAAUUGGCAAUUUCCUAUGGUUUCCGCAAAGGAUUUUCUAAUUUUUUUUGCUGAAAGUAUUGUAUUCUCUUAACAAUGGAGAAGUACGAUACCUCUCAACUCACAGAGUUUCCUCGUUUCGAGUCAGAAUCGAGUCAGAGUGGUGUUACAACUUUUCUGAACAAACUGUGGAAGUUUCCUAUCUUUACACCAAGUGAACCUGAUGAAAACCAGGAAAAAGGCGAUGAGAAAGUUGAUGAAUUGGUCGAUGAUCAGGAUAAGGAUUUUGAUGAUUCUAGAACAGAAACAGGGAGUUAUGUGGUGGAAUAUGAAGGCAGGAGUUUGCCAAAUGUUUUGAAAAGGAUUAGCGGUCUUGCUGCUUUGGGUUCAGGGGGAGGCACCAGAUAUGCUGAUACAGAACUAGCUCGUUAUUGGAUGCCUGAUGACAUAUCAAGAGAGUGUUAUGAAUGUGCUGCAAGAUUUAGUGCCUUGAGGAGGAGGCACCAUUGUAGAGUGUGCGGACAGAUAUUUUGUUCACGCUGUUGCAGCCAGCGUGUACCAGGGCAAAUAUUCGGCUGUGCCGGAGGUCUGCGCGUGUGCACGUACUGCUGCAACGUAGUACUCACGUACUUGCGCGAGAACGACAUGACCGGCGAUAUCUCACCCGAUCUCAGAAGCCUGCAAGAGAGUUUACAGGUCAAAUUCCCCGAAAACAAAGCUCAGCAAAACAAGAACAGGGACUUCAUGUUCGCUCGGGAGCAAGAGCCGUGUGAAGUACGGAGUUCUACUAAAGAGGCUUUACACGAUGUAUUCCGACAGUUGUACUAUGCACUGCCAACUCAACAACACAGGUAUCGCCUUAUGAGAUACAACAGCGUGUGGCGUGGUUACGACGUUAUGCAGUGGAUCAUGGAGAACACGUCACAGAAAACCAGGGCGCAGGCAACGAUCUUAUGUCAAAGCCUGUUGAGCAACGGGUAUAUAGAGCGGAUGACGGAGCCGGUGCAAUUCGCCGAUUACGCACUCUACCGCCCCAUACAACUGCGGCGAGAGAGCGAUUCCACUGAUACACCAGCAGAGGAAUGCAAUAACAGACUUGUGGAGAGCGUGUCUUCGUACUGCCUAGAUCUAAACCUUGGAAACAGUUCAGCGAGAUUAAUCAAAGCAACGAAAACCGAACCAAAAUCGACACCUACCAGUGAAGAUGACCAACCUAUUUUGGACCAUAAUGAAACCGGCAGUGAUACAAAACAAGUUUGUAAAGCGAUCGAAGAAUCUGGUGAAGAGCAUCUUAAACUGUUAAUGCGACAAUGGUUGGCGAGAGAGGCUUUACCAGCCGCGUGGCUCGAUGCUCUAUACCCAUUGUGUGUACACGCGGCAGAUAUCACAGCGCCCGACAUGCUAAGCAACGAUAUAGACGUGCGAAACUACGUCCAAGUCAAAAAGGUACCCGGUGGGAACAUGUCAGACAGUUGCGUUAUACAGGGAGUCGUUAUGACUAAAAAUGUUGCUCACAGAGGUAUGCCAAAACACAUAUCAAAUCCUACGGUUUUACUUCUGGAUUGUUCGAUUGCGUACCAAAGAGUGGAGGGGAAGCUCACGUCGUUGGAGCCACUUCUCAUGCAGGAACAAGAAUAUCUAGUCCGAUGCGCCGCUCGAAUAUCAGCGCUCCGCCCCAAAGUGGUCCUAGUGCGGGGAAGUGCAGCCCGGGCCGUCCAAGACGCCCUACGCGCCGAGGGCGUAGCCCUAGCCGUCGGGGUCAGAGACAGAGCCCUGAGGCGAAGCGCUAGGUGCGCUCGAGCUGAUCUAGUGGCCUCUAUCGAUGCCAGGAUCGGAAUGCCGCGGCUGGGGACUUGCAGGAACUUCUAUGUUAAAAAUUUUUCAAGUAAAACGCUAAUGGUGUUAGAAGGCUGUGCGGAACCACAACUAGGCUGCUGUAUACUACUCCGCGGCGGAUCCCUACAGGAACUAGUUCGUGUAAAGAAAAUAGUCAAAUUCAUGCUUCUAGCGUGCUAUAAUUGGAAACUAGAAAAAGCAUUCCUGGGUGACAUAGAAGCCGUAUUACCCGAACCCGGUACUUUUGUUGAUGAUGACGUUGAACAAUAUGACAGAAACAACAAAAUUGAAAAUUAUGACGAUACAAAAGAUCAGUUUAACAUACAAGACGAUAAUGAUGAUACGAAUGACAUGUCUGAAGGGAGUGAUAAGAUAUUUGGUAACACGAGUAAUAUGCUGGUUGAUGCCAAACAGACUGAUAAUACUCCACAAAGUACGAAAAGUGCAAUCAGUGAAUCUCGUAACAUUGGAUCUGACGUAAAAUUUAAUGAAAAUGUUACUAACAAAGCGACUGUAAAUGAAUUAAAACAAGAUAAACCAGAAGAAAAUAGUGAAAUGAAUAAAUCAAUGGAAGUAGAUGACCCAUUACAAAAAUCGAAGCAGUUUUCUCGUAAGACUGACAGUGAUAAAAAUCUCAGUUGCGGUGUACCCAUCAAGGAUUUCAGUGACCCAUUACAAUCAAGACUCUCUGUGGAUGAUGAUGUGUUUUUACCAAAGGAAGAAGCCAAAUUGAAAGCUGAUAGUCAUAGUGAAAGAUGGUGUACCGACGACGUGGUGUUAUCAAUGUCUCCUAACAUAGUAAUACCGGCGCCAUCAUUAAACCUUCUGCCUCUACAAACUCCUCAAACCCCCCAUACGCCAAGGGCUCUACGUAAGGAGUCUCCUAAGGCACCUUCGAAGAAUGUGAAGGUUCAGAACCAUCAUCCUUUCGUUCGCGAUCCGAUAACAGCACCGAUAGAUGAUGGUGCAUUAAGAGCGUCCCUCGCCAACUUCCGCGCCGUUGGCUGCCAGCUGCCCACUAAUAAACAUAAACCGGAAUGCCCACGCUAUAAAGUGUCCGUAAUCAAAUGUACGGAACCAGAAGCUGAUACGAACAAGCCCACGGAGACGGAGCCCCUAGAUGUGCUGUCACCGGAGAAUCACCAGCGACUGAGUCUCUUACUGUACAGUUACUGCAAUAAAUCUCCCAACGUCCCGGACUUCUGUGUAAACCCCUGGAUAGUGACAAUGGAGAUGUACGGCCGUCACGACAUUUCUCUGGGUGGUUUCCUGGAGAAGUACUGCUUUAACAGCGAACACAAGUGCCCCGCGUCCAACUGCCAUAUACCGAUGAACCAGCAUAUCAGGAAAUUCGUACACGAUGACGUCUGCAUCACGAUCACCUGCAAUACGAUCGGCCAUAGCAGCGUGGAUAAGGCCAAAGAGGAACAGAACAAACAGGUGAUGUUCUGGUCGCGCUGCGAGCAGUGCGGCGCGGUGUCGCGCGGGUCGCGCCUGUCGCGGACGGCGCUGUCGCUGUCGCUAGCACAGUACGUGCGCACGCGACUGUCCGCGCCGCGGUACGCGCGCGCGCAGUGUGCGCACGCGCUCAACGCGCACUCGCACGCCUUCGUCAGCAGGCUCACCACUGCCUGUUUUAGAUACAAUAAAAUCCCGAUGUACGAGAUCCAACUGCCACCCGAUGUGAUCGCUAUCAACUACGACACCAAGAAAAUGCGAGACGCCCUUAUUGCGCAUCUCAACGAACUCAUGCUCAAAGGUCACGAGACAUUCAGCAACGCAACGGAAGUGGAUAUGGAGAAGGAGUACGCGGCGUUCAAACAGCACAUGGAGCUGAUACAUCUAGCACUCACCUCUACCCACGAGCAAGCCUCGCUGGCCGAGCGCGUGCGCAAACUGUGGAGCGUAUACGACAAUAUCAUAACCGGAGAGAAGAUGCUACGGGACGCGCACGAUAUACGCGCCACUCACAAACCUCGCCCGCAAACUGACACCACAUCGGAUGAUAAAGCGGAUUUGGAAGAGACAGUUGAUGCGAACAACGAUCUUACAGAAACUCUCAUCAGGGAUUCUGAUAAGGAACAUGCAGGAGCUGAAGAAGACGAAGAAAAGGGGGAUAAAAAAACUGUCAAACAAAUACUGUCGCAAUUGCUUUCCAAUAAUCAACCUUCAAAUCAGGGCGGUAUGAUAAUAUCUAGCGGACUGGUUCCCGUGGUGGUGAAAGCUGGUGAAAUAGGCUCCGUCAUAGCGGCCACACUUGCGUCAGUUACAUAUCAAAAAUCUCUGCAGCAACAACGACACACAAGUCAAAAUGAAUUCGAGGAUGGAGAGAAUACGAGUUCCGUCAAAGAGAAAAGCGAGACGGACAAAGCCAAAGCUAAAGCAAACGAACAUAUCGAAGUUCUGUUAAAGGAUGGCUUGCUAUGCCGCGUGUACUACGCGUGUCAGUUCCACAAGCUACGUCACAUGCUGCUAUCGCCGCUGGACUGUGAUGAAGAGAACAAGCAGUUCUGGGAGGACGCCAAAUGCUGUGACGAUCUCAAAGACAAGGACAACAAAGGCUUGUGUGAGAUAGAAGAAGGAUUCAUAAGGUCAUUGGCACACUGCGUACCAUGGGCAGCUAGAGGUGGAAAAUCUGGCUCCACUUUCUGCAAAACUAAUGAUGACAGAUACGUAUUAAAAGAGAUGACAAAACCGGAAUGGCAACAGUUUUUGGAGUUCGCACCACACUAUUUCCACUACGUCACAAAUUGUCGACACAGAAGAUCGCCCAGUUUGCUUGCACGCAUCCUGGGUGUGUUCAGCGUGGGCGGCGCGGGAAGCGGGGUUUUAGUUAUGGAGAAUGUGUGGUACGGGUCGGGUGGCGCUGCGGUUGAGCAGCGAUUCGACCUCAAGGGUGCCAGCCGACAGCGCCUCGCCGCCGGCGCGGCCGCGGCACCGCCCACCACCGCCGUGCUCGUCGACGAGAACUUGCUGAGGCUGCGUUGGGAGCAACAGUUGCACAUAGGGGGAAAGGGCGCUCGCGCACUGUGGGCGGGCGUGGAGCGGGACACGCGUUUCCUGGCGGACAAUGCGGUUAUGGACUACUCGCUGCUGCUGGGCAUACGCGGACGCACGCUCGUGCUUGGCAUUAUUGAUUACAUACGCACAUUCACGUGGGACAAAAAACUGGAGCAUCUUGUGAAGAAGAACCUCGGCUCUGGUCAACCCACCGUGGUGUCACCAGAACAGUACAAGCGUCGUUUCUGUAAUGCCUGCCGGAAGUACUUCUUACACUGUCCCGAACAUUGGGAUCAUCUCUACACCGAACAAUCUGCUCAAUAAGUAAAAAUAUUUAUUUGUAAGGUUUCCGGAACACAUCCAGAAAUGUGUCAGUCUGCCUUUGCCUGUUUACUGACCUUUAUUGAUUUGGCAUAGAGAAAAAAAGUUGCUAUUUUAUUAUAGGUAGAGACUUAUUUUUGGAUAAUUCCUUUACAUUCCACAAGUAAUCGAAGUUGCCAACAUCGUGGGAUAUUU
This is a messenger RNA of Pararge aegeria (speckled wood butterfly), 5365 nucleotides long. It is a transcript of the gene fab1, whose product is annotated as putative 1-phosphatidylinositol 3-phosphate 5-kinase. The transcript is spliced from 34 exons. The record is from RefSeq and is a predicted model, not a curated record. Gene Ontology annotation, biological process: intracellular signal transduction; phosphatidylinositol phosphate biosynthetic process. Gene Ontology annotation, cellular component: endosome membrane. Lineage: Eukaryota; Metazoa; Arthropoda; Insecta; Lepidoptera; Nymphalidae. The coding region runs from base 110 to 5173 and encodes 1687 amino acids. Gene Ontology annotation, molecular function: metal ion binding; 1-phosphatidylinositol-3-phosphate 5-kinase activity; ATP binding.